This is a messenger RNA of Stereum hirsutum FP-91666 SS1, 810 nucleotides long. RefSeq lists its product as uncharacterized. The transcript has 2 exons. Bases 1 to 810 code for a protein of 269 amino acids. The record is from RefSeq and is a predicted model, not a curated record. Lineage: Eukaryota; Fungi; Basidiomycota; Agaricomycetes; Russulales; Stereaceae.
AUGGCAGCUACAACUCAGCGCGGCGCAUACUCCUCCAUCUUUGCCUCGGGCCUCCUUGCUACUCCUCGUGCCCACUCCAACUCUCCACCUCCCUCGGUGUCGCCCAUGUCCGUCGACCUCACUAUGGACUCGACCCCAACUCGCCCGUCGCCCAACCACACUCCCACCGCAUCCACUUCUUCCUCUCUCACUCCCACCCCCACCAGCACAACAAGCGACGUGUUCGGCGAAGUCAUCAACCGUUCCCGUUCAUCUAGCACCGCAAGCACCGCUUCCUCAGUCACCAACACCAAUGCCAAUGGUCCUCCGCGUUUCCGUCGUCGCAGGAGCAGCCUUACCGUUCAGACCACGGCCAUGGGCAACAUCAAGUCUCCCUUGAACAAUGCGGGCGCCGCGUUGCAGAGGACGGCUAUCGCAAUGAUGAGCCCUUCAGGUACGCGGUCGAGGAGUGGGACCGUUAGCAGCGAUGUUGCUGCGAUGACGCUCUCGGAGCCUCCGGCGUCAGCAGAUUCCACGCUGAAAGGAAGGGGCAGGAGUGGCAGCUUGGGCGACGCGCUUCGCUCAAGGCGCAACGUCCGUCAAGCCCGUCCUCCGCCUCCGUCCGCUCCCCUCCCGGCUCUUCCCCCUCUCCCACCCCUGCCACCGAUGUCCUCUCACCAGCCUACCGUCUCCCACUCUCAUGAUAUCUCCCACUCGCCUUCGCACUCUUAUCCACUUCCUAUUCGCCGGCCCUCUGUCAGUCGAUCACUCACGUCUGAAUCUUUUGGGUCUUUUGGGUCUGGUGGGAUUGAGAAUAGGAUGAUGGCGUGA